Messenger RNA from Papaver somniferum (opium poppy), 4828 nucleotides. Its product is annotated as enhancer of mRNA-decapping protein 4-like. Gene Ontology annotation, molecular function: protein binding. Gene Ontology annotation, biological process: deadenylation-independent decapping of nuclear-transcribed mRNA. Lineage: Eukaryota; Viridiplantae; Streptophyta; Magnoliopsida; Ranunculales; Papaveraceae. The transcript has 12 exons. Gene Ontology annotation, cellular component: P-body. Bases 252 to 4466 code for a protein of 1404 amino acids. The record is from RefSeq and is a predicted model, not a curated record.
AUAAUAAUAAUAAUUUCUCUCUUUUGCUGCUUCGCUUCUUCCAGUUGAUAGAGAGAAGAGUAAUUAGGGUUUUUGGUGGAUGCUUCGAAUUCAUCAAUCAGAUCCCUCUUUUCUGCUCAAACCUUCACAUAUCGAUCUCGUAAGCUUCUUUCCUCCUUCUCUCUUUACUUGUUGUUGCAAAUCAAUCAAAUCUUCGGUGGUAUAUAGAGAUUUAAACUCUAUAUUUCUAGAUUUACUGUAUUCGAUUUGUUAUGGCUUCUGGUGGGAAUCAAAAUCAAGUUGGUAUAACAUUAGAUAUGCAGAAGUUAUUCAAAAACCCUUCAGGUUCAUCACCGAACCCUAAUAAUCAAAAUCCACCAUUACCAUACCCACAACAAUCUUCUUAUCCUGCACCGCCACCAGCUUCUUAUCCUCCGCCUACUUUCGCAUACCCUCCUCAAACUUCACCGUACCAUCAUCAACUGCAGCAACAGCAGCAGCAAUACUAUCCUUACCCGCAAGACCAACAACAACAAAUCAUGGCCAACGUUCACCAUCAAAGACCUAUUUCUUAUUCUGUACCACCUCCGCCUCCAUUACAAUCUCCUUCUCAUGGUUCCAAUCCAAACCCUAACUCUAGUGCUAGAAUAAUGGCUUUGUUAGGUUCAAAUCCGGCUUCCAAUGUUGAAUUGCCGUCUUCAACUUCAAUUCCUCCACCACCUUCUUCAGCACCAUCACCAUCAUCAUCAGUAACUUCUGAAUAUAUGAUGCCUUUGAAUCCACCAAUUAUUCCGUCUGCAACACCUGUUAACAUGGCCAUCUCGCCAUCAUCUCCUGCACGAUUGCCUAGUAGGAAACCUCCCAAAGGGAGGCAUUUGAUUGGGGAUCAUGUUGUUUAUGACGUUAGUGUUAGGUUUCCUGGUGAGGUACAACCUCAGCUUGAAGUCACACCAAUUACCAAGUAUGGUUCAGAUCCUGGGCUUGUUGUGGGUCGGCAGAUUGCGGUUAGUAGGACAUAUAUAUGUUAUGGAUUAAAGAUGGGGAAUAUUCGGGUUCUCAACAUAAAUACUGCUUCAAGAGCUUUGCUUCGUGGACACACGCAGAGGGUGACAGACAUGGCUUUCUUUGCUGAAGAUGUGCAUCUUUUGGCUAGUGCAAGCAUAGAUGGAAGGGUUUUUGUAUGGAAGAUUAACGAAGGUACUGAUGAAGAAAAUAAGCCACAAAUAACAUGGAAACUUGUCACUGCCAUCCAGAUAAUGGGCGAGGGGGAAUCAGUUCAUCCACGAGUUUGCUGGCACUCCCAUAAACAAGAGGUUUUGGUUGUUGCAAUUGGUAAGCAUAUCCUAAAAAUAGAUACAACUAGAGUUGGAAAGGGUCAAACAAUUUCGUCCGACGAACCUCUCAAGUGUCCUGUUGAAAAAUUGCUGGAUGGUGUCCAAUUGGUCGGUAAACAUGAAACUGAAGUAACUGACUUAUCAAUGUGUCAGUGGAUGACAACUCGUCUAGCUUCAGCAUCAACAGAUGGCAUGGUAAAAAUAUGGGAAGAUCGUAAGCCAUCACCCCUUGCCGUAUUUAAGCCUCAUGAUGGUCAACCUGUUAAUUCGGUUACUUUCUUGACCUCACCUCACCGUCCAGAUCACAUUAUUCUUAUCACAGCGGGGCCACUUAAUCGGGAAGUUAAAAUGUGGUCCUCAGCAAGUGAUGAAGGCUGGCUGCUGCCUAGUGAUGCCGAGUCUUGGCAGUGUACCCAGACUCUGGAUUUGAGGAGUUCGGCUGAACCCCGAGUUGAUGAUGCAUUUUUCAAUCAAGUUAUAGCAUUGCCCCGUGCAGGGCUUAUUUUACUUGCAAAUGCGAAAAAAAAUGCGAUAUAUGCUGUGCAUGUUGAAUAUGGUCCUUAUCCAGCAGCAACUCGUAUGGAUUACAUAGCAGAGUUUACUGUGACAAUGCCAAUACUGAGUCUUACUGGAACAAGUGACACCUUACCUGAUGGGGACCAUGCGGUUCAAGUGUACUGUGUUCAAACACAGGCUAUCCAACAAUAUGCUUUGGAGCUGUCUCAAUGCUUACCACCACCAAUGGAAAAUAUGGGAUUAGAGAAGACAGACUCCAAUGUUACUCGAACAUUUGAAGCUUCUUCUUCAGAUGGACUUGCUACUUUUGAGGCAUCCCAGGGAAGUGGACAUACAAAUACACCAGCAACAAAUCCCGCUUUACUAUCAACUAGUCCUGAGACUGUACCAGCAGCUAGAUACCAAAUAAAUUCUGGAAGUUCUGAUUCUAGGUUGCACGAAUUGGUUACUUCGGGUAUGGAAUCUAAGCAAAUUCUUUUGCCAACAACUUCAGUUGGUGAUGGUGGUCGCCUUGAAUCCCGUCCUUUGAGUCCAAGGUUGUCCAGGAACCUAUCUGGUUUCAGAAGUCCAUCAAACAGCUUUGAGCCAGGUUCCCCGCGUAGUGAUCGUGGUGUUGACCAAUCAGUACUUGAUUAUGUUGACAGGAGAGUAGAUAUUCCUCCAAACAUGGCAGAUGUUGCUUCCUCAAAUGAUAGCACCAGAAAGAGUGGAAACAUGGUUCCGCAAACGGAAAUUUCUAUGGCACCAAAUCCCCCUGUUGCGUUCAAGCACCCUACUCAUCUGAUAACCCCGGCAGAAAUAUUGUCUAGGGCAGUUUCAUCCUCCGAGACUUCUCAGUUUUCUCAGGAUUCAAAAGCAGUAGAAGCUAAGAUCCAAGAUGUGGCUGUCAGCAAUGAUGUGGAAAAUGUUGAAGUGGAGGUUAAAGUGGUGGGUGAAAAUGGAUCAAAUCAGCGUGAUAUUGCUGACUAUCAGAGGGAAUCCUAUACUCCUGAGAGGAAAGAGAAAUAUUUUUGUUCACAGGCUUCAGAUCUUAGUGUUGAUAUGGCCAGAGAAACUGGAUCUCUUAACCACGAGUCUCGGCAAGAUGCUGCUGUUACCGAGUCAAUGGACCGGCCUGCAAAUCCCUCUCAAGAAGAUGCCCAAGACUCUUCAGAAACUUUGUCCCGGAAGGAUUCUGAGUCGGCCAUAUUGGCAUCAGUUCCACAGUCCCCUUCCUUGGCGACAAAAGGGAAGAAACAGAAGGGGAAGAGCUCUAAUGUAACUGGUCCAUCAUCUGCUUCUCCAAGCCCGUUUAAUUCUGCAGAUUCUUUGGAUGUUCCAGGAAGCAGUAUGAUUGUACCCUCUAUGGAUACUGCACAGAUUAUGUCUUUUCAGGAGUCAUUUAAUCAGUUUAUGACCAUGCAAAAAGAUAUGCAGAAGCAGAUGGCGGCAACCAUAUCUGUCCAGGUUACUAAAGAAUGCAAAAGAAUAGAAACCUCUCUAGGCAAACAAAUGGAGAGAACCAGCAAAGCUAAUGUUGAUGCUGUAUGGGCACGGCUUCAAGAAGAGGUUGCAAAGAAUGAGAAAUCAGAACGAGAACGUAUGCAGCAGAUAACAAGUGUGAUUACAAACGGUAAUAAGGAGCUGCCUAUCAUAUUAGAGAAGUUGUUGAAGAAAGAAGUCGCUUCUUUAGGGCAAUCCCUGGCCCGUUUAAUUGCUCCAGCUUUGGAAAAAUCCAUUUCCUCAGCCAUUAUGGAGUCAUUCCAGAGGGGGGUUGGGGACAAGGCAGUGAAUCAGUUGGAGAAGUCAGUUUAUACAAAACUAGAAGCUACUGUCUCAAGACAAAUUCAAGCACAGUUCCAAACUUCUGGCAAACAAGUUAUUCAGGACUCGUUAAGGUCUAGCUUGGAAGCUUCUGUUGUUCCUGCAUUCGAGAUGUCAUGCAAAGCCAUGUUUGAGCAAGUUGAUGCUGCAUUUCAGAAAGGGAUGUCUGAGCAUACAUCUGCUGCACAACAGCAAUUAGAGUCCACACAUUCUCCUUUAGCACUUCAGCUGAGGGAUGCAAUUAAUUCUGCAACAUCAUUGACUCAAACCCUUAAUAAGGAAUUGGCUGAAGGGCAGCGGAACAUUUUGGCUCUUGCUGCUGCAAGUGCAAACUCAAAUGCAGUGAAUCCCUUGGUAACGCAGUUAAGCAAUGGACCUAUGAUUGGUCUUCAUGAGAUGGUUGAGGCACAACUGGAUCCAACCAAGGAGCUAUCCAGAUUGAUAUCUGAGAAAAAGUUUGAAGAAGCAUUCACUGGAGCUCUGCAAAGAAGUGAUGUUUCAAUUGUAUCUUGGCUGUGCUCCCAGGUUGAUUUACAGGGUAUAUUGUCAAUGAAUCCUCUUCCUCUGAGCCAAGGAGUUCUGCUUGCUCUACUUCAGCAGUUGGCCUGUGAUAUCACCAAGGAGCCAAGCCGUAAGGUGGCAUGGAUGAGGGAUGUAGCUGUUGCGGUAAACCCUGCAGAUCCAGUGAUCGCUAUGCAUGUCAGGCCUAUUUUCGAGCAGGUGUAUCAGAUAUUAAGCCACCACCGCACCCUACCUACCACAACUGCAGCAGAUGCUAGCAACACCCGUCUUGUCAUGCACGUUAUAAACUCAAUGUUAAUGAGCUGUAAAUGAUUCAUGUUAUUUCAGUAUAAAUUGUGUGCAGAAUUAUGAUAGUGGAGACUUUUGGUUGUAUAGAGAAAAGGGAAGAAAAGAGACUAAAAAUAGGAACUAGAAAUGGAGGGUUCAUUAGUGGGUGCUGUAAAGUAGGUUAGUUGAACUUGGCCAAGAGUUGGUUGGUUUCUUUCUUUCUUUUUGGAUUAAUGUUUUAGUUGCACUGAUAUUUUUGUUAUGUUUCUUUCUGGUUUUCAUCGGAAUGGGCUUGUUGGUGUGAUUGGUUCAGUUUAGCAGUUGAGGUCAUGUGUAUACUUGAGAAAGAAUACUCAAGAAAAAUUUUCUUCCUAGAUUAUUAGUGUUAAUGAUAUUUCAUAUACGCA